GAAUAAUAGAGUGAGUAUUUUAAUUUGAAUGAAUGUGAUCUCUUAUGACUAAUUAAUUUGAAAAGUCUUACAUAUUUAUUUAUUAAAUUGAAUUAACCUUGUGUAUCGUAGCAGAAGUGUGGGUAGGUAUUAUUCCUGUGGAUGCACUGUGCAGUCUCAACAGCAAGCAAGGCGAAGAUCCCUAUGAUAUCAAUUCUCUCCAUUUCUCGAUCGAAAUCCAAACUUGAAUUCAACACUACUCAGCUUUUUCAGACACCCUUUUCCCCAAAACUAAGUAAAAAACUUUAAUUUUAUAUUUUUGUUCAUUUCCAAAGGAAAGGGGAAUUGGGGGAAAGGGUUUGGAAUUGGAUGAUAUGGAAUUGGAUGAUGAUCAAUUCUAUGAUACUCAUGAGGAUUUCUGUUCUGUCUCUGAUAAGGGUUCUGAUUAUUGUUCAGAAUCAUGUUCUAGUAAUAAUAAUUAUAAUAAUGAAUUUGUUACUAGGUUUCAUGUUUGGACUAAAAACCUUGAAAGUGUUCACCACAGACGCUUCAAUUUUUUAAGAUGGAUGGGUUUGGAGUAUGAUGUGGAUUCAAUUGAGGGAGAUGAGUUAGGAGGAGAUUCAUCUGGUGGAGUUGACCGAUUCUUCGAAACCAGUGGGGAUGUGUUGGGAACUAUAGAGGGUCUUGUGUUGGAUUCCUUGUCAAAUUAUGCUUCUAGGUCGUUAGAAAAUUGUGUUGAUGGUACUGAGGAUUUGGCUUGUAUGAUAAAGAAUUUGGAUGAUGGAACACAGUAUGUUGUAGAUAAAUUAGAUCAAGAUGGAACACUUAAUACACUGCGUGUUUUGGGUUCGAACCAAUUGAUUAGUUUCGAAGAGUUUCAUAGAGAUAUUGGGCCGUCGUCGUUUGUUCGCAGACAUUUGCAGAGAGAUGCUGAAAGUACUAGAUUGUUGUGUGUUGCUAAAAGGAAAAUGAAGAGAGGUUGGUUGAAGAAACUGGAUACAAUUACUUGUUUCUAUCAUAAUCAAGGGCUUGGUGAAACUUGCUGCAAAGACUUUGAUUCUGGAAUAAAAAGAGUUCGAGUUCAUCCGCAUAAGAAGCGAGUUAAGGAGCUUUCAGCUCUUUAUACUGAACAAGAGUUUAAAGCACACAAGGGUGUUAUUUUGACAAUGAAGUUCAGUCCUGAUGGAAAAUAUCUGGCUAGUGGUGGUGAAGACGGCAUUGUGCGUGUGUGGAAGGUGGUUGAGGAUGAUAGAUCAAAUGAAUUGAACAUAGUGGACAAUGAUCCAUCAAAUAUAUAUUUCAAAAUGAAUAAAUUUUCUGGUUGUGUGGCACCCCUUGAUGUAGGUAAAGAGAAAUUUGUUAAAACAGAGAAGAUGAAGAGAUCAUCUCCUUCAACAUGUGUGAUUAUACCACCAAAGACCUUUCGCAUAUCGGAGAAACCUUUGCAUCAAUUCCAGGGGCAUAGUGAUGACAUUUUAGACCUUGCAUGGUCCAAAUCAGGGUUUCUACUUUCAUCGUCUGUGGAUAAGACAGUGCGCCUAUGGCAAGUAGGGAUUGACAAAUGUCUUCGAGUUUUCUCCCACAAUAAUUACGUGACAUGUGUGAAUUUUAGUCCUAUCAAUGAUAAGAUUUUCAUCAGUGGUUCAAUUGAUGGAAAGGUGCGGAUCUGGGAAGUAGUUCGCUGUCGGGUUGUUGAUUACAUUGAUAUCAGAGAGAUAGUCACGGCUGUGUGCUUCCGCCCUGAUGGAAAGGGCACGAUUGUCGGUACCAUGGCGGGCAAUUGUCGUUUAUAUGACAUUCUAGAUAAUCAUAUGAAGAAGGAUACUCAAUUGUCGUUACAAGGCAAAAAGAAGACAUCGGGGAAAAGGAUCACGGGCUUUCAGUUUUCACCCAGUGACCCGAGCAAAUUGUUGGUUGCUUCUGCCGAUUCUCAUGUCUGUAUACUCUCUGGAGUUGAUGUCAUCUACAAAUUCAAGGGACUGAGGAGUGCAGGUCAGAUGCACGCAUCCUUCACCUCCGAUGGGAAACACAUCGUCUCACUUAGCGAAGGUUCAAAUGUUUGUAUCUGGAAUCACACUGGCCAGGAUAAGAAUACUUCCAAACCAAAACAGAUUUGGUCUUCUGAGAGUUUUCUAUCCAACAAUGCAUCAAUCGCCAUACCUUGGUGUGGCAUCGAGUCCAUGCCGUUGUCCCCUUCGCUCGGAGAAGACUUGAUUCGUAGGUCAUCCUUGUCUUCUCCCGAUUGUUUCUUCAUGGGUCGCGGAUUUCUUUCCGAGUUAGUCCCAAAGGUUUCUCCAACAUGGCCGGAGGAGACGCUUCUUGACUCGGGUCAGACUGUUGUUUCUCCUACAAUGUGUAAAUCAGAGUACAAGUUCUUGAGAGGUGCUUGCAAGGGAAUGUCUAAUUCUCAUUUGUGGAACCAAGUGAUUGUAACAGCAGGAACUGAUGGAUACAUAAAAGUGUACCAAAAUUACGGCUUACCUGUUCGAGUUUGAAACACAAGAAUUUGUUGGAUUCUAAUGUAAGUUACAAAACUCCAUCGUUUGGUAAGCGCGGGAAUGCCGUUAUGUAAUAUUCUUUAUACAGAGUCGAUAUCAAUUAUAUGAUUCUUUAAUUUUUAAGGAUUUGUCAGUUGAGAGAAUGUAAGUUUCAGUUUUGCUGAUGGUCCUUGUGAAAAUGUAAUUCCCGAUUGUGUAUAGUAUAUACAAGAUUUUAUUCAAUUUUAAUUUAUACAUGAAAUUAUUGUUUGCAA
Molecule: messenger RNA, 2731 nt
Organism: Cicer arietinum (chickpea)
Lineage: Eukaryota; Viridiplantae; Streptophyta; Magnoliopsida; Fabales; Fabaceae
Product: WD repeat-containing protein YMR102C-like
Molecular function (GO): protein binding
Source: RefSeq, a predicted model, not a curated record